AUUAGAGGUCACUGUAAGCUGCUGUUUUCUAAUAAUGUAAACUCGGCCGGCAUCGCGUCGCGUUAUGACACGAAUGUGACCUUUGAUUCUUUCUCAAAUAGCUCAACAAUUCUUACUUUUCAUUGUCGGUGCGCACUAAAGUUUUCAUUUGCUCCAUUUCAGCUGCCCCCAGGCCCCAAUUCGCGCACCGUUUCAACAACCAUUCCCUCCUUGUGAAGUCGAAUCGGCGCCAUGGAUUCCAUGGACCUCGACGUCGAAAUGGAUGUGGACGUGGACCUUGUUCCCGAUGAGCCCAUAGUUCUGGACCCGGAGCCUCAAGAUACAUGUGCCAACCGCUCCCCCGGGGAGAUAGAAGAGCCUCUCGGUGACGAGGUCGCCCUCGUUCCGGGUAAGAUCCAUGUCAGAGGACUAGAUGUCAUGAAUUCAGAUGAGGUUAGCGCAUAUGUCGCGGAACAUUUCUCAAAUGAGCCUAUCGAACGAAUAGAAUGGAUAGAUGAUACUUCGGCCAACCUAUUAUUCAGCUCCCAUGCAGCCGCGACACGCGCUCUUACUUCGCUAGCAGUAGAAGAUAUACGGGAUAUUCAUCAACUCCCCCGGCGGAAGCUUAUGCCUGCCAAAUCUUUCUCCAAAAGGCCUGAUGUCAGGUUACAGGUACGACUGACAGUCGGCAGCGAUAAGAAGCAAGCGGGGGCUGCGUCGAGGAGCCGAUUUUAUCUUCUAAACCCCGAAUUUGACCCGGAAGAGCGGCGGCGACGGGAGAGGAGAUAUCGCGAGCGGGACGGCAGUAAGGAUUAUGGCCACGCAAGGGCAAGGGACAGCUGGUACCCUGUGGUCGAUGAUCAAUUCGAUGUUAGCCUAUAUGACGACGAUCAAGCCGCUCUGGCUGGCCGCAAUUCACAACCACAGCCUCGUCGCCGGUCACCUCAUGCACCAGAUACUACGGACGGACAUAGAGCGGAGAGAAAUGUAUACCGAGAUGACAACCGCGGCAAGGAGCUGUUCCCCGAUGGUCCGGGCGAUAGAAGCAGAUCUCGUCGGAACCGGUCCGCUUCUCCUGCUCGUGACCGGCAGAGUAACCGGAAGACAGAUUACAUUUCGAGUAGCGGGUCUUCAUCUAGAAACCGCGAUAGAGCGCACGCCAUCAAAAGCCGUUCCUCCCAAAGUACCCGAGCCAGGCAGCUCUUUCCGGAGAAGUCUUCAGCCGGCACUGGGCACCUCAAGGAUGACGUCAAUGACGCCUUAACUUCGAUAACCAAGGGGAUGAUGUUAUCUUUAGAUGAGACCAGCGCGGAACUAGGAGACCAAGAUCGGAGGCCUGGGAACCGAAUUACCAUCCCGGGAAAAGACAGGAUUGCGACUGAAGUUUUGGAAACAGACGCAGGUGAUGCUACGGGCACGGUUUUCAGCAUUCGUGGCACAGCUAGCCGGACAAACUCUCAUCAAGGCUUCGCGAUCAGGGGGAGUGCAGGUAAGUCGGCCAAAGAGCUAUUCCCAGAGAAAUUCGGUAUCAAUGCAGGGAAGGAACUUUUUUCAGAUAGGCUGGAGGGUAAAAGGUCAAGGCCGCGGCAGAGGGCAAGAGACUUGUUUGAUUAAGGCACGUAACAGCAGGAAGUGUCAGCGAUUGGUUUAGUAGCUCGCGUGCAGAUGAGCCUCUGCGUGCUAGGUUGUUUUACAAACGCUUGGGGACCGAUUGGCCUGGGAUAAAGACUGGUUGAGUAGCGAGAGGGCAACGCCAGAAAAUAAACGAAGGUUGGCCUGGUUUCUUUAGAAUUUCGUAACUGCUUCUAUCUCUGAGGCUAGUAUACUACACAGUCUACACGUUUACCUAGUAGACUAAAGGUAAGGUUACA
This is a messenger RNA of Durotheca rogersii, 1850 nucleotides long. RefSeq lists its product as uncharacterized. Gene Ontology annotation, cellular component: nucleus; cytosol. The transcript is spliced from 2 exons. The coding region runs from base 232 to 1593 and encodes 453 amino acids. Lineage: Eukaryota; Fungi; Ascomycota; Sordariomycetes; Xylariales; Xylariaceae. Gene Ontology annotation, molecular function: RNA 7-methylguanosine cap binding; mRNA binding. The record is from RefSeq and is a predicted model, not a curated record.